Aureobasidium musti is the source of this 687-nucleotide messenger RNA. Lineage: Eukaryota; Fungi; Ascomycota; Dothideomycetes; Dothideales; Saccotheciaceae. The record is from the annotation of a GenBank genome assembly.
AUGGACAUGGUCGACAUCCCAGGCUUCGAGCUCACGGCAGAAGACUAUGCCAGAAAACACAAGGCUCUCGUCCGCAAGAUCGACUACAGACUCAUGCCUUGUCUUUUGGGUAUGAUUGUGCUCAACUACCUCGACCGCAAUGCUCUGCCCAAUGCAAGAAUCCAAGGCAUUGANAAAGAUCUGGGACUCAAGGGCGAUCAGUUCAACACAGCCAUUUCUGUGCUGUUUGCUGGUUACAUUGCACUUCAGAUCCCUUCUAAUAUGCUCUUGACAAGAGUCCGACCUAGUAUCUACCUUGUGAGUAUUCUUUCUCCCUACAGCGUACAAGAACCACUUGCUGAUUUUGUUAGNCCCGUCUGUAUGGCUCUCUGGGGUGUCGUAUCCGCUUGUACGGCUCUUGUACACGACUUCAACGGCUUGGUCGUGACGAGAUUCUUCCUUGGAUUCAUGGAAGCACCUUACUUCCCUGGCGCUCUGUUCUUGCUUUCUUCGUGGUACACUCGUAAAGAGCUCGCUACUCGUACUGCCGUCCUCUACACCGGAAGUCUCUUGUCCAGUGGUUUUGGUGGUCUUGUUGGUGCUGGUGUACAGUAUGGUCUGGAUGGAGUCCACGGUCUGGAGUCUUGGAGAUGGCUGUUCAUCAUCGAAGGCUGUGUUACCGUGGCCUUUGCCUUGACUUGCAUGUAA